This is a messenger RNA of Ahaetulla prasina, 1067 nucleotides long. RefSeq names its product CAP-Gly domain-containing linker protein 1-like. NCBI's taxonomy places the organism in Eukaryota, Metazoa, Chordata, Lepidosauria, Squamata, Colubridae. The transcript is spliced from 4 exons. The record is from RefSeq and is a predicted model, not a curated record. Bases 228 to 989 code for a protein of 253 amino acids.
GGAAAGGGAGCAAGCGGCGGGAGGAGGCCAUCGUCGGCGCGGGUCACAUGACCACUCCGGGAGCCAAUGGGGACGCCCUGUUUGGGCGGGAAAAGAACCGUUGGCAUGGGCGGCUCCUGAGGCACGCGUUUGUUUGAGGCCUAGCGAAGCCUUUCGGGGCGGCGGCAAAGAAGCUCGACUUCGCCUCGCCCUCCCUCCAGACGCGGGUUUUGCGUUUCUUUUUCCAGAUGGCUUUGCAAAAGAAAAUGGAAGAGGAUUUCUCCCAAGUGGAAACCAUUCAGAUAAAGGUAAAAGCUUUGAGUGCCGACUGGGAGACACGACACCAGCAGCUGAAGGUAGAGCAGGAAAAGGUGGCAGAACUGGAAGCCCAGAUAAAGCAGCUGAAUACCAAGCAGGAAGAAGUCAUGGCUUCCCUCCAAGCUGAUAUGCUUCGUGCUGCCAGCCAAAUCCAGGAGAAGGAAGGGCUGGCCGAGCGACUCCGGUCAGAAAUUGCCUUCCUGGAGAAGAGGGUGAGGGUGGCCUGUCAGGAGGCUGCCGGGAGCGCUGCCGAACUGGAAAAAGGCGCUCACGAGGCCCGGCUGGCGUUGGAGGCCACUCUGUCCACUCUCUGUCCGCAGCUGGACAAAGAGGAAUUAGAGAAUGAAAUCUUGAAGUCUAAGCAGGAGGCCUCCAAGCCGCCGCAGCAGCAUGGUGAGCAAUUCCUGUGUAGCCAGGACACCGAGGGACCAGGAAAGGCCGAAGGAGCGGAAGCUGCAGCAGGAGAGGCUCUGCAAGGGCAGCCACAGGAGGCAGUGGGUGGCCUGCUGGAAGAGGCCGAGCACAGAGCCCAUGGGGGUGUGGGCCCACCGAUCUUCUUUUGGCUCUUGAAAGGCAUGCACUGGGGGUCCCCGGAGCCACCGGUCAGCAGGGAGAGUCCUUUCUGGGAAAGGCUCCUUCAGCUGGAGAGGGGUGAAAAUUGUCCUUCUGUCUGUUACCACAGUCUUUUCUGAAAUGCAUCUUCCUGAAGCUGAUCGUCACUUGAGUGUUGAAUAAAAAUGUGCACACCUGCAAAACCGAAGCGCCCUUCU